AUGGGUGGCGUGAGAGGUAUGUUGCCAUUUCUAUUUGAUGCGGAAAAAUGGUUUAUCAGAUGUACGUCUGAAUAAUUCGCAAGGUCAUUUACAAAAAAGAAUGGGAUGCCGCUGUGGGCCUCUCUACAUUGAUUUCACGUUUGGCAAUUUAUGCGAUGUGCUUGUAGCCGUGGCACUACUGGCGUUCGCCGGCGUCGUCGGUCUGACGCUUCUAGUCCUCGGUUGUGCGCUUCCCAUGUAUCAGUGAGUUAAUUCAAUAAUAUUUACCUCGAGUCACUAAUUCCUUUCUCAGAAAUUGGUCGCCUAUGUUUGUUCUCGCGUUUUACGUUCUAUCACCGGUACCACUAUUGAUAGCGAGAAGAUUUCAGGAAGACAUGACAGGUUUUUCUUGAGAAACCGACAUUUUGCAAAGACAGUUUAUUUCAAAACUGAUCCUUUACAAAAGCUUUGGAAGGAAAUAUCUUCACUUUCCAGGUACCAAUGCAUGUGUCGAACUGGCUCUUUUCGUCACAACGGGAAUCGUCGUCUCGGCGUUCGCCCUCCCGAGUGUCUUGGCUCACGCUGGAACGGUAAAUUGGGUGUUUCGAGUUAGGAAAAGGAGUAGCCUCCGAUUAAUUAACUAGCAUUGCAGGAAUUUACCUCAGCAGUUUAUAGCCUUGAUGUUUUAGUUAAACUAUAAUUUUUUAAUGAAAUUCACUCGUUUAAAUCAAUUUUUCUGGUUGUUGUCUAAUGUUAUGUGAAUGACGGCGGUAAUGCUGGACAGUUCAUGAAAAAUUGAGCUGUGAUCAAUAGUAGAGUAAAAGUCCGAAAAAUCUUUGGAAUACUUCGGAAAAUAGAAGCUCUGCUUUAAAAAAAUGAUGAAUUAUAAGAAUAUUCUGAUGAAAUGUACAGGUCCUUACAAAUUUCUUUUUUUUUGCUCUUCUCUGUUCAAAAAUUUUCAUUCUGAGGUUUUCUCAAAAAAAAAAAACAAGUUUGAAAAAAGUCUUUUGAAAUCUUCUCAGCCACUUAGGUUUUUAAAGCUUUCUCGAGACAUCUCUGUACCCUUCUGGUAAACUAUCUGUGAGUAGAGUAUAAUUUUUGAUUUGUUUGCAAAAGGAAUCGUGUUGUGGAUGGGAAGUGGCACGUUCCAGAUAAAGUUCUCGGCGGCGCUGCUGGUCAACACCGGCUCCUUGGUGAUGUUCGGAACUAUCAUCGCCUAUUUCUACCUUCAUCGUGACGAAGACGGCGGCAGUUGGAACCAGUCCCUCUUCUGAUCGUCUUUUUGUUGUGUGUGUUUUUUGCAUUUUAUUUUUUUUUACGUAAAUGACAUACCAGUACGGAGGUCUGCUAGUGGCGGUUUUACGAGAAAAGUGUGCGAGGUGAACAUCGAAGAUAGGAUUAAAACUUCUGUGGUAGGUAGACCCAGGUGUGAGCAUUCGAAAAGAGAAAAGGCAAAAAGUGGAAAAAGUUUCUUUCUCGUGUUUCUUAUGAUAUAUUGAAUAACAGUAGACGUUUUGGAAAUCGAGAAACCGAAGAAACUCAGAUUUUGAGCCUUUUCCGUACAUUUUCGAGAGGCUAUUUCUCAGUUCUCUUUGGCGCUUAGUAGAUAUUUCUUUUUAUUUUCGAUUACUCACACCUAGGCCUAUUCACCCCAAAAGUUUGGACCAGUUCUGCAAUGUUCACCUCACACACUUUCCCUGUUAGUGCGUUUCGAAGUGAAUACUUUUAUAAUUUCUAAAAAAAAUAGGCGCACUUUUCAGAGAUGCAUCUGUAGAAAUUCGAAUGACAAAACCAUAAUGAAUUUUUUGAAAAAAACAUAAAUUUUCCGUUCAUCCCGACUUUGCAGUAAAUUUUAGAGCUUUAAUCAAAUUUAAAACUAGUUUUACGACGAUGAAAAAAAAAGUGAGUUUCAACGAAAAUGUGAAGCUAUAUUCUGUUGUGUUCAAGAGUCCUUGUGAGUGUGCUUGAAGGAUCAAUGAUGCAUGAUCAAAAAAGUAAGGAUCUUCGGAAGACUACAGACAGAUCAGCAAAUUUUAAACUUGUUUUAGUGUCAUCAAAAUAUCCGUGGAGCUCGAACCCUGUUUUCGUGACCUUAUUCUUCUGUAUAUUCUUAAUUGAGCUUAUUUUAGAGCUUUUCUGUCAUGUACUCUCCCUCUAUAUAUUCAAAGGUGGCUCGUGAAAUUUUCCUGAAUAAUUUUCAUUUUUUUUUGAUGACGUUUCUUGUACGUCAGGAAAUUGUAAUAUGAAAAAAAUUAUAAUUCACACAACGUGUUUAUUCUUCUCAUUUUGAAUGGUAGCUCGAAAAAGGAAAAUGUUAUUCAGAUUGCAAAGUCGUCGGCGUUGCUCGUGUGCCUGGCGAACCUGGUGAAUUUUGGUGCCAUCGUCCUCUACUUUCGCGUGUUUAA
This is a messenger RNA of Caenorhabditis auriculariae, 2384 nucleotides long. The record is from the annotation of a GenBank genome assembly. Lineage: Eukaryota; Metazoa; Nematoda; Chromadorea; Rhabditida; Rhabditidae.